Messenger RNA from Chaetomium fimeti, 882 nucleotides. Its product is annotated as ubiquitin-conjugating enzyme/RWD-like protein. The transcript has 2 exons. NCBI's taxonomy places the organism in Eukaryota, Fungi, Ascomycota, Sordariomycetes, Sordariales, Chaetomiaceae. The record is from RefSeq and is a predicted model, not a curated record. The annotation marks the transcript as partial.
CUUUAGCGUCACGAUGACUGCUUGACGACCGUGACUGCCUUGCAUUGGAGGCCCUGUGUCAACACUCGUUGUUUCUUGAUCCCAACUCUCAAUUAAAAAACGUGGCACCAACAGAGCAACCCUUUUCCCUCUCCCUGGUAAAAAUACCCUGUCUUUCAACCUAACCAUCCCACCCUUUCUUUGCCCUUCACGUCACACGGUCUGGUGCAAACGGUCGACCCUCCCACCUUGUUCUUGUCCCCUCUACAAGCCACAACCAAACCACAAACCCGGCUUCGCUCUCAGUGAUAUCUUGAUUCAGAGCACAAUCACGACAAGCCAUCCCGAUCAGCGAGGAGCAGACAUCGCAAAAUGGCGUCCCAGAACAAGCGCAUCGCCAAGGAGCUCGCCGAGUGCACCACCACCCCGCCGGCCGGCAUCAGCAUCACCCUGCCCGACGACUCGGACCUGCACAAAUGGCACGUGACGGUGGAGGGCCCGGAGGGGACGGUGUACGCGGGGGGCAAGUUCGGGCUGGUGGUCUCCCUGCCCGUGGACUACCCGUUCCGGGCGCCGACCGUCACCUUCGCGACGCGCAUCUACCACCCCAACGUGACCAACGACAACCUGGGCAGCAUCUGCCUGGGCCCGCUCAAGGCGGAGAACUGGAAGCCGUCGACGCGGCUGGCGGGGGUGCUCGAGGCCGUGCGCGCCCUCCUGGUCGAGCCCCAGCCCGACGACCCGCUCGAGGCCCGCAUCGCCGACGAGUUCCGCGCCGACCGCAAGGAGUUCGACAAGAACGCCCGCGCCUACGUCCAGCGCUACGCCAAGGGGCCCGUCCGCUUCGAUGUUGCUGCUGCCGCUGCCGCGGCGGGUGAAGGGGGGGAUGAUAAGAAGGGGGCU